UGGGCAGCGGGAGCGCGCCACUCUCCACCCGGAACGCGCGGCGAGACGGGCUGGGCUAGCAGAUUUGACCUUCCAUGUUCUUGUGCUUUCACAAGAGUCUGUCUCUUCCAGAGUUCAUUCCCGCAGAGCCCAGAAUCUUGAGUUGCGUCCACGAUGAGCAGCAUGACUCAGAAUAUACGGGAGCUGAUGAAGGUCUUGUUCAGAGUUCCCGGUUUUGAUAGAGUUUUGGAAAAGGUGACACUUGUCUCUGCUGCUCCUGAAAAAUUAGUUUGUGAAAUGAAAGUGGAAGAACAGCAUGCUAAUAAGUUCGGUACUCUCCAUGGAGGCUUGACAGCAACCUUAAUAGAUAGCAUAUCAACUGUGGCUCUGAUGUGCACAGAAAGAGGAGCACCUGGAGUCAGUGUUGACAUGAACAUAACGUACAUGUCACCUGCUAAAAUAGGAGAAGAAAUAGUGAUCACAGCACAUAUUCUGAAGCAAGGAAAAACACUUGCAUUUGCCUCGGUGGAUCUGACCAACAAGACCACAGGAAAGUUAAUAGCACAAGGCAGACACACAAAACACCUGGGGAACUGAGGGACCAGCAGGGUGACCGGAAAAAGCCCAAUAACAAUUAAGAGUAUGAUUUGUAAACAACCUUCUGAAAAUAAAUAUUUAAACCAGAAGUAA
This is a messenger RNA of Cricetulus griseus (Chinese hamster), 669 nucleotides long. NCBI's taxonomy places the organism in Eukaryota, Metazoa, Chordata, Mammalia, Rodentia, Cricetidae. The record is from RefSeq and is a predicted model, not a curated record.